Closterium sp. Naga37s-1 is the source of this 1347-nucleotide messenger RNA. Lineage: Eukaryota; Viridiplantae; Streptophyta; Zygnematophyceae; Desmidiales; Closteriaceae. The record is from the annotation of a GenBank genome assembly.
AUGGCGCCGCGCGUGUUUUGCCUGCUGGCCGUGAUCGCGAUCUCGCUGGUGGGAUGCCUCGCAUUCUCGGAGGAGCGUCCGACGGAUCAGCGCAUCCUCGUACUGCUGGACGACCUCAAGAAUAAGGACUCAUAUUCGAUCUUCUUUAAGAACCUCGCAGAUCGCGGGUACGAAUUGGAUUUCCGCGCGGCGAGGGAUUCGAGUCUCGUGCUGCAGAAGUACGGCGAGUACCUCUACGACGCCGCCAUCAUCCUCGCGCCCAAAGUCUCCUCGUUCGGCGGCGUGGUGGACGUGGCGGCGAUCCUCGACUUCGUUGACUCGGGCCACGACCUCAUCCUCGCGGCGGACAGCGGCGCGUCCGACACCAUCCGCGAUAUCGCGCUCGAGUGCGGCGUGGAUCUCGACGAGAACCCCAAGGGCGUGGUGAUCGACCACCAGCAGUACGCGCGGGUGAGCGGGCGCAGGGACGACCACACGCUCGUGCUGGGCAGCAACCUCGUCAACUCCUCAGUCAUCCUCGGCGCUGCUCCCAUCAAGGGCCCCGUGCUCUUCCAGGGGAUCGCCAUGACAGUCUCGCCCACGUCUGAGCUGGUGGUGCCGGUGCUGUCCGGCUCCCCCACGGCCUAUGCAGCGGACCCAGCAGCGGCUCUCAAGGAGCCCCCCGCGCUGCAGGGCAAGGCGGUGUCGCUGGUGGCGGCCAUGCAGGCGCGCAACAACGCGCGCGUCCUCAUCUCCGGCUCCCUCGCACUCUUUACAGACAGUUUCUUCCGCGCAGUGGUGGACGUGUCUGCCACCUCCGCCGACCCCGCCUCACAAAACGCCAAAACCUCCCAGUGGCUGUCGCCGGCCGGCAAUGAGCAGUUUGUGACGGAGCUCUCCAAGUGGACCUUCCACGAGAGGGGGCACCUCAAGGCUGUGAACCUGCGGCACAACAAGGCUGGCGAGAGCACAGAGCCGGCCGUCUACCGUGUCUCCGACCACCUGGAGUUCGCAGUUGACAUCUUUGAGUGGGCGGGCAGCGAGUGGGUGCCAUUCAAGGGCGACGAUGUGCAAGUGCAGUUCUACAUGAUGAGCCCCUACGUGCUCAAGACACUCUCGCACGAUGACAAGGGUCGCUUCUUCACAUCCUUCCAGGUGCCGGACGUGUACGGCGUGUUUCAGUUCAAGGUGGAGCACAAGCGCCUGGGCUACUCCACCAUCUCCCUCGCUAAGCAGAUCCCCGUGCGCCCUUUCCGCCACGAUGAGUUUGAGCGCUUCAUCCCGGCCGCCUUCCCCUACUACGCCUCCACCUUCUCCAUGAUGAUUGCGUUCUUUGUCAUUGGCUUUGUCUUCCUCUACCACAAGUAA